CCAAAGUGGCAGCCAGAAAACUCGUCCGAGCAUCUCGCUCGCGCGAGGGAGGACUGGUGAGAGAGAGGGAGAGAGAGAGAGUAAAAGAACAAUCACGACCCCAUCCACUGCUCUCACCGAUCGGUGGUGGCGGCGGCGAUGGGGAAGGGACCGUCGUCGCGGGCGGGGUCGCGGCACCAGCAGUUCCGCGCGCGCGCCAAGACCCGCGUCGACGACCUCCAGGAGAUGUUCUCCGGCCUCCAGUCCGCGCGCAAGGACUCCCGGUCCUCUGACGCCGCCGUCCUCGAGGCGCAGCUCAACCAGAUGCUCCGCGAGUGGCGCUCCGAGCUCAGCGCCCCCUCCCCGGCCUCCUCACUCCAUGCACCCGGGAACAACAGGGAACUGUCGGAUCCUCCGUCGGAGACGCUGCGGCUGCUGCAGGUGGUGGCGGCCGAGGAGGAGGACGACGCCACGAGCAAGCUGGUCGAACAGCAGCAGCCGCCCCCGCUCCCGGCUAACCAGAGCCACGGGCACGUGCAGGGCGGGCAGGACAUGAAGCCGGAGCUGCGCGAGGAAGCGGUUGACUUCGCGGUGGCGCAGCAGCAGCAGCAGCCGCAGCCGCAGCUGGGUCAGGGGGUUCUGGUGAAUGGUGGAGUGUCUCCUGCUGCUGCGGCUGCCGUGUUCCACGAUCAGAUGUACUAUGUGAACCAGGAACUUACAGUUGAGGAUUUUCUUUAUGAUGAUGAUUACAAGAUAAACCUUUCCGGUUCUAAUCCAGAUAUCCUCAAUAAUCUGGAAGGGAUUGGUCAGAUGGAAUAUCCACAGUUCAAUUUGCCACAAGAGUUACCCCCUAAUGUGUAUCUUGAUAUGAGUAACUGUGGACAGAGUGCUGGAGAUGUUUUCCUCCACAUGUCAGACUUGCUCACAGCAAUGACUCCAGCAACUGCUGCAUUCCUGAGGCCAAAAUGUGCUCUCUGGGACUGCCCCAGGCCUGCUAUAGUAUCGGAAAGGUGGCAAGAUUAUUGCAGCAUUUAUCAUGCUGAUUUGGCUGUGAAGGAAGAGGGCCCUCCGGGUACAAUGCCUGUGAUCCGUCCAAGAGGCAUUGAUCUGAAAGAUGGCCCCCUAUUUGCUGCUCUUAGUGCAAAAAUCCAAGGAAAACAUGUCGGUAUUCCUGUCUGUGAAGGGGCUGCGACUGCAAAGUCCCCGUGGAAUGCACCUGAACUUUUCGAUCUUUACAUUUUUGAAGGUGAAUCUAUCAGAGAAUGGCUGUUCUUUGACAAACCAAGGAGGGCAUUUGAGAGCGGAAAUCGGAAGCAACGGUCCUUGCCAGAUUACAGUGGCCGUGGAUGGCAUGAAUCAAGGAAGCAGGUGAUGAAGGACUUCGGUGGUCUGAAGAGGUCCUAUUACAUGGAUCCACAGCCAUCCAACAGCUAUGAAUGGCAUCUCUACGAAUAUGAGAUCAAUGAUUGUGACGCUUUUGCCUUAUACCGACUUGAAUUCAAGUCUUCAGAUGCGAAGAAGAGUGCUAAAUCAAAAUUAGCUUCUAACCCACUGAAUGAAAUCCAGCAGCAAAUGGUUAGACUCAGUGCAGACAGUCCUAUGGAAACCAAACAGACAGCCCGGAGCAGGACAAAGGCUAACCCAAAAGAUGUUAAUACAAACAUCUAUUCAGUUCCAAACACCACAGUUCAAGCUAAUGUUCCAAAUGCUUAUCAGGCAGUGUCACAAGUGGACCAUAUGACAUUUUUGAACGGCAAUGUUGUGUAUGGACCUCAUCUGCCAUACGGUUACUCGACUGAAAGAAGUGACUUCUAUUGGAACUCAAGUGACGAGGCAUGAAAGGAUAAACAUAUGCUUGAUUUAUGGCAUAUUUCUCCUUCAAGUUCUAACAGUAUCAGCUAUGAUUAUUGGGUCUACUCUAUUAGCAUGACCCAUUUGCUUUCUAAUUGCAAUUAGCCCAAUCUACAGGAAACCCCUCUGAAAUAUAGCCAAAUAUCCUGAAAAUAGCAUCUCCUCGGUGCGCACCAUAUUAAGAUAAAUCUCCUGGUUUGGUAGACGAGUAACCUUCAUGUGGAUAUAUCAGCCAUUUGGUGGCUCCAUUUAUCCGUUGUGUAAAUGCAUAUAUCAUGAUGCUGUUCUGAAUCUGGGUGCGAUAUUUAUCUCCUCAAGCUCCAAUUUUAUUCCUGAAAAGAAAGCUCCUUGUGGUAA
Phragmites australis (common reed) is the source of this 2187-nucleotide messenger RNA. Its product is annotated as transcription factor VOZ1-like. The transcript has 4 exons. Lineage: Eukaryota; Viridiplantae; Streptophyta; Magnoliopsida; Poales; Poaceae. The coding region runs from base 139 to 1818 and encodes 559 amino acids. The record is from RefSeq and is a predicted model, not a curated record. Gene Ontology annotation, biological process: regulation of DNA-templated transcription; positive regulation of long-day photoperiodism, flowering.